AAACCGUUGCGUUUUAAGUUUCGAGCUGUCAUUUAAAGGCGGUUGAAAAUAUUGAAAGAUUGUGAUAGUGUCUUGUUUUGAUUUUAUUUAUUACAAAAACUGACAAUUUCAUUUUAUUGAGGACCCAUUUAUAAGACUGAGUUUUAAUCAUGGCCGCGCCAAGGAGAGCCGCACAGACCGUAAAUCAAGAAAACGUAAAUUCCCGUCUUGCUGUGAAAUCAAACGUAACUGCGCCAUUAGAACCGCUAAAAAGACCAGCACUUGGCGAACUCGGCAAUACACUACAAGACACCCAAAAAGCACAAAACGGUCUUGCUCCAACAAAAGAUGGUUUUAAAAAACCUGAAGGUACUUUGCAACCCAAAAAAGAGACAAUCAAAACUUUGACUAACAAGGAAAAGGCAAUUCCGAUAAAACCUAGAACUAUCCUAAAAAGACAGGAAAGUUUAGUAAAACCGUUACAAGGAAAAUGUACACAGCCUAAAGAAGUACCACGCACAUCGACACUAGUAAACAAAAAACUGUCUAUCGUUGACCCAGACGAAAGUAGCAAAAAUGAUCCUCAGAUGGUAACCGAGUAUGUAAUGGAUAUCUUCAAAUAUCUUAGAGACAUGGAAUUGAAAUUAGCUAUCAAAGAUAACUUCCUCAAAGACCACGAAACUACUUCCAGGAUGCGUGCAAUACUCGUUAAUUGGUUAGUCGACGUACACGCAAACUUUAAAGCCACGCUUGAUACUUUGCAUAUAUGCAUUGGAAUCGUGGAUAGAUAUUUACAGGCGAACAAAAAAGUAGGAAGAAAUACGCUUCAGUUAGUAGGGGCCUCAGCAAUGUUGAUAGCAUGUAAGUAUGAAGAAAUAUAUGUUCCAGAAUUAGACGACUUUGAAUAUGUAUGUGAUCACACAUUUACAAAACGACAAAUUCUUCAAAUGGAAAGGGAAAUACUGAAGGGGUUAGAUUUUAGUUUAGGUCGACCGAUUUCGGUGCAGUUUCUCCGUAGAUAUACAAAAGUGACUCAAUCUCGCGUGGAGCACCAUAACUUAGGUAAAUAUAUGUUGGAAUUGGUAUUACUCGAAAGCGAUCUAGUGCACGUAAGACCUUCCCUACUGGCAGCCGCAGCUUGUUGCUUGUCAAUAGGAAUAUUGAACGAAACUAUGGAUUUGCCGAAACUGUGGAACCCCACCUGUGUACAGUACACGUCCUACAAUUACAACGACUUCAAAUCGAUAAUAACGGAACUCGCUUAUCUCUUAGUCAAAAGCGAACAGUCGAAAUUCCAAGCAAUAAGAAGAAAAUACGCCCUAGCAAAAUUCGGCAAAAUUAGUCUUAAUGUUAAAUUAAAUGGUCCUCUUGUGAGAAAGUUGACAGCGGGGAAAAAGUGAUAUUUCCAUUUUAUCUUUUAACCGAAUUUUUAUAUUUUAUAUCAGUUUUAUAUUUAGUGUCAUUUUUAUUUACGUUUUAGUACAUUUUAAUAAACUAGAUUCAAGCUAAAGACUAUUAAAAGCCUUCAAUAUCAA
This is a messenger RNA of Diabrotica virgifera virgifera (western corn rootworm), 1514 nucleotides long. Its product is annotated as G2/mitotic-specific cyclin-B2. Gene Ontology annotation, molecular function: cyclin-dependent protein serine/threonine kinase regulator activity. The coding region runs from base 150 to 1379 and encodes 409 amino acids. Lineage: Eukaryota; Metazoa; Arthropoda; Insecta; Coleoptera; Chrysomelidae. Gene Ontology annotation, biological process: regulation of cyclin-dependent protein serine/threonine kinase activity; mitotic cell cycle phase transition. Gene Ontology annotation, cellular component: nucleus; cyclin-dependent protein kinase holoenzyme complex; cytoplasm. The transcript is spliced from 4 exons. The record is from RefSeq and is a predicted model, not a curated record.